GUUGAAAACUAAAGUUGGCAAACAAAGAAAGGCAGCGUAAUAACGCAUUUAAACGUUAAAAUUAAGUUUUCUGAAGUGAAAGUUAGUUAGUUUAGUGCUUAUUAAGUGUUUUGUGUACGAUGUUGGAUUUAGAAAUCGUUCCGGAGCGAUCCCUGGGUUGCGAUACCUGGGAAUUCGUACUUGGGAUGCAUUUCUCUCAAUCGGUUGCCAUCAUACAGAGUCAAGUGGGUACAAUAAGAGGCGUGCAAGUUUUAUAUAGUGACCAGAAUCCAUUAUCAGUAGACUUAGUAAUAAAUAUGCCGCAGGACGGUAUCCGGUUAAUAUUCGACCCGGUCGCUCAGCGCCUCAAGAUUAUAGAAAUAUACAAUAUGAAAUUAGUUAAGCUUAGGUAUAGUGGCAUGUGCUUCAAUUCUCCGGAGAUCACGCCGUCUAUAGAGCAGGUGGAGCACUGCUUUGGCGCUACUCACCCCGGUCUCUACGAUUCGCAGCGGCAUCUCUUCGCACUCAACUUUAGAGGACUUUCAUUCUAUUUCCCUGUUGAUAGUAAAUUUGAGCCCGGUUACGCGCACGGCUUGGGCUCCCUACAAUUCCCUAACGGCGGCUCUCCUGUCGUCUCGCGGACUACGAUCUACUAUGGAUCACAACAUCAGUUGAGCAGUAGUAAUAGCAGUGGGCGGUGCGCGGCGCCGUUGCCCGAGUUGCCGCUGUCGUGUUACAGGCAGCAGCUGCACCUGCGCCGCUGCGACGUACUGCGCUCGCCCACCGCCACACUCGCGCUCCGACUACACAUGUACACUGAAGGUUGUUCGCGGUCAGGUGAGGGCACGCAGUCAAUCCGGCGCGUGGUGCGUUUCGGUGACAGUUGCCAGGCGGUGUCUCGUGCACUGGCGGCGCCCGCACGUCUCUACUACAAGGCGGACGAUAAGAUGCGCAUACACCGGCCCACCGCACGUCGCCGCCCACCUCCAGCUUCUGAUUACUUCUUUAACUAUUUCACCUUGGGAUUGGACGUAUUGUUCGAUGCGCGUACGCACCGCGUCAAGAAGUUUGUGUUGCACACCAACUACCCGGGACAUUACAACUUCAACAUGUACCACCGCUGCGAGUUUGAGCUCACCGUACAACCGGACAAAAGUGAGUCGAACACGUUGGUGGAAAGCCGUGGCGCGGUUACAAUCACGGCGUACAGCAAGUGGGAGACGGUGUCUCGCGCGCUGCGCGUCUGCGAACGCCCCGUCGUGCUCAACCGAGCCUCCUCUACCAACACCACGAACCCAUUCGGUUCUACAUUCUGUUACGGAUACCAGGAUAUCAUAUUCGAGGUGAUGUCAAACAACUACAUCGCGUCGAUAACUCUGUACCAGCCGGAGGGCACUCGGCCUCACUAUGCGGUCAACUCUAUCGCGUGACAUAGCCAGGCUUCGCCAAGCAAAGGGAAGUACACGUCUUGAAUGCUGUGUUGUCAGUACCAACAAAAACCUCCACUAGUGUGUCAACACCGGUUCGGCAAUAUGUCACUCGAAAUUAUUUUUUUUAUUCUGGCAAUAUGACUCUUACAUAUCUUACAAAGCACCUAAGAGGAAGCAGUAUUUAAAUAAAAAAAAAUGUGAUAAAAACUGUGCAAAAAAACUCUGAAAAAUCUUACAUAAGUGAAUGACAGAUCUCAAGAUGGUGUGUUAAAUAGGUUAUAUUUAACU
Molecule: messenger RNA, 1697 nt
Organism: Papilio machaon (common yellow swallowtail)
Lineage: Eukaryota; Metazoa; Arthropoda; Insecta; Lepidoptera; Papilionidae
Product: PHAF1 protein CG7083
Exons: 11
Coding region: 120-1409 (429 amino acids)
Biological process (GO): Golgi to plasma membrane protein transport
Cellular component (GO): trans-Golgi network
Source: RefSeq, a predicted model, not a curated record